GAUAGUGUAAGAUCAAAGGAACUUAAGCAGCAACUAGAAAGAUCUUUCUCUGUGACUUACACUGAGCAAGAAAUCAAACAAUGGCGUGAAGCACGGAAAAAGAAUCAUCCUUGUAACAACUUUCAGAAGAGGCACUGUGAAUGACCGAUGGACUCCAAGGUCAUUAAAAGGGAGGUCUUACAAAGAGAGCUUAAGGAGGUUUUAGCAAAGCAAGCUGAAUUAGGAAUCGAAGUUGCUGAAAUACCAUCACACUACCUUAAGAAUUCUGAUAAUCAAGGUCUUCAGAAUGAAGGGAAAAACAAAUUUAGUGACAAAAGAAAGUUCCAAAACAAGUUCAACAAGAAAUUAGACAGAAAAGGUCGGUUCGGCAAGAAGCAAAAGUUUGCUGACUUUUCAGAAAGCCCUUCAUUAAAAAUGAGGAAGCCAACUUUAUUGCAGAAACUCUUGAGUGCAGAUAUAAGCAAGGGUAAGAGCCACCUGUUUCAGGUUUUCAGGUUCAUGGUAAUAAAUUCUUUCUUCAAACAUUGUCCUGAUAAGCCACUUAGAUAUCCAUCAGUCAUGGUUAAAGAGAACUGGUCUGAAGUUGACACUAAAAAAGAUAUUCCUAAACGCGGGAACGAGGGAGCUGUCAAAAAAAUUGCUAGCCUAAAUAAUGAUGAUCAUAGUAGUGAAGACGAAGACAGUGAUGUGGAUGAGAAUGACUCUAUUGUACAUAAUAAUCCACACAAAGAACUUUUUUCCUUGGUUAAAGAAGGAUUUGAGAAAUCUGAUGAAGAGGGAGAAAUUUUAGAAUGAAAUUCGAAUAUUGGUGCUCCACUUUUUGCAGCAAAGUUUUGAAUACUGUAGUGGUAACAUUUUUUGUUUAGUCAUUUGUUUCCCUUAUGGUUUUACCAUCAUGCGUAAUGUUACAGUAAAUAUAUUUUUGCAGCAAAGGUUUCUUAAUACUAAUAUUACACACUAUAUUUGCACAAA
Messenger RNA from Vigna unguiculata (cowpea), 972 nucleotides. RefSeq lists its product as uncharacterized. NCBI's taxonomy places the organism in Eukaryota, Viridiplantae, Streptophyta, Magnoliopsida, Fabales, Fabaceae. The record is from RefSeq and is a predicted model, not a curated record.